Aspergillus lentulus is the source of this 1119-nucleotide messenger RNA. RefSeq names its product epoxide hydrolase family protein. The record is from RefSeq and is a predicted model, not a curated record. Gene Ontology annotation, biological process: epoxide metabolic process. NCBI's taxonomy places the organism in Eukaryota, Fungi, Ascomycota, Eurotiomycetes, Eurotiales, Aspergillaceae. Gene Ontology annotation, molecular function: epoxide hydrolase activity.
AUGCUCGAUCAGAUCCAAAACACUCGGCUUCCUGAAUGGUUUCCUUAUUCCGGUGUUGACUCUUCCUUCGGGAUAGACCUGGAUGUCCUGAAAGCGUUGCGACGAGAAUGGGUGACUGAUUUCAACUGGAAAACAGAACAAGAUUCGAUGAACCAGUUCAAUCACUACAAAACGCCAAUUGAAAAUCUAAGCAUUCACUUCGUCUACGAGAAGUCCCCUGCGCCGAACGCCAUACCGCUGCUUCUGGUCCAUGGCUGGCCAGGAUCAUUUCUGGAAUUCGCUCCGAUCAUCGAUCAGUUGACCAAGGAAGCAACGACCUCUACAGGAAAAACUGUGUCGUUUGAUGUUAUUAUACCGUCCCUCCCUGGUUUUGCUUUCUCAUCCCCUCCUCCGCCCAGCUGGACGAUUACAGAUACAGCUCGUAUAUUAAACACGCUGAUGGUAGAUGUCCUGGGAUAUGAAACCUAUGCAAUACACGGAACGGACUGGGGUAGCGCUGUUUCCUAUAAUAUGUACGACACAUUUAACGCAACUAUCGGUGCGGCACAUUUUGUGUUCCUGCCCUUCUAUCCGCAGACCCCAGGGGAACUUACUGCUGGGAAUAUCACACUCUCCAAAGCGGAGCAGGCCGAAGAGCAGAAUGCGAUGAACUGGGCUAACACGGGUGACGGGUACUUUAUUGAACAAAGUACGAAGUCUAAUACGGUCGGCCUGGCACUUCAUGAUAAUCCAGUAGGGCAACUGGCUUGGCUUGGAGAGAAAUUCAUGAACUGGUCCGAUCCAAAUGCCGGAACAGGGCCUUCCGUACUCAACCACAAUGAGAUUCUCCGCAGCGUGUCUUUAUACUACCUCACUGGAACGUUCGCCUCGUCUGUUUUGAUAUAUUCUCAGAACCCGAACACCUGGAAAACAGAGUACAGCAAAGCACGUAACGACGCACCGCUACUGUUUAGUUCAUUCAAGUAUAAUGUUGGCUUUUGGCCCGCAAGGCUCGUUUCGAAGCUUGGAAACUUGGUGCUCUAUAGAAACCACGAUUUCGGAGGCCACUUCCCUGGUUUGGAUAACCCGCCUGCUUUGCUGGAAGAUCUUCGAGAGAUUGGGUCUUUCUGGAGUAGAUGA